ACCGAUCACGCAGUGUCCACAAUAAUACGCCUUAACAGCAGUAGCAGCCGUCGACCGUCGCGUUGUUGCUUGCUACUUACUAGUUUACAGCAAGUCACUGUUGUCGUAUCCUCUCCGAAUCGGAUUGUCGUACUUCGCAGUUCUACCGAAUUAUUACAACAAAUUAAGUAUUAACAGUAAUAAUUUUACGACAACAGCAAUUGAUUGUAUUUGUUGUUAUUAUUGUUAUCGUCGACAACCGAUAUUCGUUGAUAACCGUUUUUUUCGCGUCGUCUGGACGAAUCGUCCCGAGUACUUGGUGUCCUACUGUCGUUCCGAAGUCAAACGAACAAGAGUUGACGCCAGAGACACUAAAUACCGACCGCGUCACCUCGACAAUGGGGGGAUUUUACAGUUAUUUCAAGAGUCUAUUUGGUGAAAAAGAACUGAGAAUUUUAAUCUUGGGCUUAGAUGGCGCAGGAAAGACUACCAUACUGUAUAGGUUACAAGUUGGUGAAGUUGUAACUACUAUUCCAACAAUAGGAUUCAAUGUUGAACAAGUUACUUAUAAAAAUAUUAAAUUUCAAGUUUGGGAUCUUGGAGGCCAAACAUCUAUUAGGCCAUAUUGGAGGUGUUAUUAUUCAAAUACAGACGCUGUAGUAUAUGUAAUUGAUUCAGUUGAUCGAGAAAGAAUGGGCAUAGCCAAGGACGAAUUGAUGUAUAUGUUGAAAGAAGAAGAAUUAAAUGGUGCUAUAUUAACAAUAUUAGCCAAUAAACAGGAUGUUGAGGGUUGUAUGAAUGUAACUGAGAUACAUCAAGCUCUUGGAUUAGAUUCUUUAAAAAAUCGAACAUUCCAAAUAUUUAAAACAUCAGCCAAAAAAGGUAUAGGACUUGAUGAGGCUAUGGAUUGGCUUUGUAACACUCUACAAAAUCAUAAAUAAUAAAAUACUAUAUUUAUUUUAUUUCUUUGUAAUUAGAGAAUUGUACAAAUUAAAA
Melanaphis sacchari is the source of this 975-nucleotide messenger RNA. RefSeq names its product ADP-ribosylation factor-like protein 1 (gene Arl1). Gene Ontology annotation, cellular component: Golgi apparatus; cytoplasm. Lineage: Eukaryota; Metazoa; Arthropoda; Insecta; Hemiptera; Aphididae. Gene Ontology annotation, molecular function: GTPase activity; GTP binding. Gene Ontology annotation, biological process: vesicle-mediated transport; intracellular protein transport. The transcript is spliced from 4 exons. The coding region runs from base 378 to 920 and encodes 180 amino acids. The record is from RefSeq and is a predicted model, not a curated record.